Mercurialis annua (annual mercury) is the source of this 861-nucleotide messenger RNA. RefSeq lists its product as uncharacterized. The record is from RefSeq and is a predicted model, not a curated record. NCBI's taxonomy places the organism in Eukaryota, Viridiplantae, Streptophyta, Magnoliopsida, Malpighiales, Euphorbiaceae. Bases 1 to 861 code for a protein of 286 amino acids. The transcript is spliced from 3 exons.
AUGACUGUAGAUAUGGGCGAGGUGACUAGCGGCGUUCCUAAUCCCUCUACAACUGCUGUGCCGAAUCCGACGCCUGAUUCGGUGAAUCCGGAUCUUGAUCCUGCUUCUGGAGAUCAAAAGCGUCCUGCUGAGGACCAGGCUGAGGCUUCUACCAAGCGUCCCAAGAAGAAGAAAUCUUCUGGGGUGUCUUUCGAGGAGGCACCUCGGUUUGCUGCUUGGGCGGACGCGCAAAAUCCGCCUCGUCUCUCAAACGUCGCCAUUCUUCAUGCUUGCAUGGAGAAUAUUAUGAUAAAAGAGGACAUUGAGUCCAUUGAUCGCGAACAUGGCGAUAAUUUGGCUGAGUUCGCCUGUCUCGGCGGUUUUUCGGUGGUCCAGUCCAUCGCUGUUUUGGAGCGCCGCCGAAGGGAUGCGGUGGAUCAAUUGAAGAAACUCCAGAGAGAUUCCGAAUCCUGGCUCUCCGAGAAACAAAAGAUGGAGGAGGAGGCUGGCGAGGCGACCGGUCUGAUCCAACAGCUGAGGUCCUCCGUAUCUACCAAGACUCGGGAGAUUUCCGCUUUAGAGGCUCGGGUUCGAACUUUGUCCGAGGAAGUCGAGUCUCUACAAUCUUCUUCAGGUGCUCUCGCUAAGGAGAGGGAUGAUCUGAAGAAAGAAGAGGGGCGUCUCCGCCGGCGAUUGGGUGACUCUGGGAGCUUUUAUUCCCAAGUCAUGACUCAAUACCGGUUGGCGAUCGGGGCAAAGCUGCGGGAGCAGAAUCCUGGCGUCGAUCUUUCUGGAGUCAAUCAGUUGGAUCCUGCUUCUUUAGCGAAGGAGGUGAAGGCGAAGCUUGACAAGCAGAAGCAAGACGCUUUGAAUAAGGCUUAG